AUGACACAAGAGACGAAAGUCCAAAGUUCAAUUAGUCAAUUCUUCAAAAGUCAAAGUUCAAACCAGAAGCUGAAAAAAGAUGAUGUCGAUAAUUCAAAUAAUAUAAUUGAUUUAACCAAUGCUGAUGAGAAAGUACCAUCUCGGUUGGCAAAUUUCGAACAUAAACCAGAUAAAAUUAGCAAAUCGCCCAAUGAAUUGGACAAGCAUAAGAGGAAGAGUUCAAUAGACAAUGAUAAUGUUGAUGAAGUGCCAAAACCUACUACAAAGAAGCCAAAGACUGGCCAACUGACUUCUAGAACGAAGUCAAAAUCACAAUCAGCGGGAUCUAGUAAUAAGAAAUUGACUCCAUUAGAAAAGCAGUUCAUUGAAAUGAAAAGAUCAAAUUUAGAUAAGGUUCUUGCAAUUCAGGUUGGGUAUAAAUUUAAGUUUUUUGGGGAGGAUGCUGUAGUAGUUUCCCAGAUUCUAAGCAUCAUGUUAAUCCCAGGAAACAUUAAGUUGGACGAUUCUCAACACGAUAGAUUUGCAUAUUGCUCUAUACCCGAUAAUAGAUUACACAUACAUUUAAAGAGAUUGCUAAACCAGGGAUUGAAGGUAGGUGUGGUGAAACAAACAGAAACUGCUGCAAUUAAAUCAGUUGACAGCAAUAAUAAGAGUGGCUUAUUUGAAAGAAAAAUUACUGGGGUUUAUACUAAAGCAACAUAUAUGGGUGAUGAAUUGUUGACAGGAGAUCCGAACAUUAAUCGAACGAGCGUCACAGAUGAUGAAAUGGGUGACUAUAUAUUUUGCAUUGACGAGCUGCAUUCAAAAGACAUUGGGAUGAUUGCAAUCCAACCUAUAACGGGAGAUAUAAUAUAUGAUGCAUUUAAGGAUAAUGUUACCAGAGAUGAACUAGAAACGAGAUUAAUAUAUUUGAAUCCCAGUGAAAUAAUCGUUAUUAACGAUAAUUCCGAAAUUUCUAAAGAAACGUUAAAAAUGAUUAACAUUGUGAAUGAUAAGGUCAACAUUAUACAUAAACCAAGAAGAUCACAAACGAAAUAUACUAAUGAGAUUUAUAAUUUUUUUAGCACGAUCGACGAAGGGAAGUAUAAAGACCUUGGGGAGCAAUACUUAUUAAAAUUUCCCAAUAAUAUCCAAUCGUGUAUGAUUGAACUAAUUCAAUACUUAGAAGAAUUUAAGCUAAGUAACAUAUUUACAAUUAUUAGCAAUGUCAGCUGUUUUUCAAACUCAAAAACUUGUUUGGUUUUACCCAGUAGCACAGUUCAGGCGUUGGAGAUAUUUCAGAACACGACGGACGCAAAUUCAAAUAAGGGAUCACUAAUUUGGUUACUAAACCAUACCCGUACAAGAAUGGGUAAUAGAUUACUAGUCAAAUGGAUAUCUAAACCGUUAAUAGAUAAGGACCAAAUAGAGGAACGGUUACAAGCAAUAGAGGAUUUGACUUUCAAAUUUAAUCAUUUCAUAGAUUCCUUAAAAAAUCAACUAGAUAAGAUUGGUAAGGCAAGUAUUGAUUUAGAAAAAAACUUGAUUAAAGUUCACUAUUCAUCAACCUAUCAACUUGACAAAAUAAGUAGGAAAGAGGUUUACCUUCUAUUGAAAUGUUUUGACGAUAUUUUAACAAUGAUCAAACAUUUUGAAAACCCAACAAAUAACCAAUUUGAAUCUAUCCAUUCGCCAUUGUUAUUGAGAAUAUUUGAUGAAUUAAUUAAGCUUUCCAAGGAGGAUACUGUGAAGAAUUUACUCGACAUGAUUUCAGCGGAUGCCUUGGAUGAUUCGAAUUUAAAUGAUCAAAAAAUUAAGUUUUUUAAUUUAAAAUAUUUUAAGGACCAACAAAUUAUCGAUCAAUUGAGUGAAAUACUGAAGGUUGAGUCCUUAUUGAAUGAUGAGCUAACUGAAAUUCGAAAAAUGUUGAAAAGACCUCAACUAAAUUAUAUUACCAACUCCAAAGAGACAUACUUAAUUGAAGUUAGAAAUGGAAAAAUGGUAGAUUCUUUGCCGAAGGAUUGGAUCAAAAUAAAUGGAACUAAGACAGUAUCAAGGUUUAGGUCAACAGAAAUCACCAGAUUACACAAGCAGUUGCAAUAUCAUAAUGACAUGUUAAUUAGAAAUUGUGAUAAUGCAUUUAAUUCAUAUUUAUUUAAAAUAGAUAACAACUAUGACUUUUUUAGUAAGGUUAUCAGAAACCUAUCAAUAUUUGAUUGUUUAUUGUCAUUGAGUGCAGUGAGUUCAAUUAAUUCCAACUAUUCCAGGCCAAAAAUUGUUGAGGACAAGCAAAUUAUUCAAAUGAAGAACAGCCGUAACCCAAUAAUAGAAAACUUAUCUGUUAAUUACUCAAAUUAUAUUUCUAAUGAUAUUAAUAUAUCUUACGACGAAGAUAGAGUGUUGAUUAUAACGGGUCCAAAUAUGGGAGGUAAAUCUACAUAUGUUAAACAGGUAGCACUAUUAGUCAUUAUGGCCCAAAUUGGGAGUUAUAUACCUUGCGAUGAAGCCACGGUAGGCAUAUUUGACUCUAUAUUCAUUAGAAUGGGAGCUAGGGAUAACAUUUUACAAAAUCAGUCAACUUUUAUGGUCGAAAUGUUGGAAUGUAGUCAUAUACUUAAAAACAUGACUUCCAAUUCAUUAAUAAUACUCGAUGAAAUCGGAAGAGGUACAGGUACGAAUGAUGGGAUAGCUAUUGCAUACUCUAUCUUAAAUUAUUUGAUUGAAGAACCGAAAAAACCUUUAACUCUAUUCAUUACUCAUUUCCCAUCUUUGCAUGUUUUAGAGGACAAAUUCAAAGGAAUUGUUGCAAACUAUCAUAUGGGAUUCCAUGAAGUGUCCAAAUCUAACCAAGAAUUUCCGGAGGUUGUGUUUUUGUAUAACUUGGUUAGAGGUGUUGUUGGAAACCUGUAUGGGCUUAAUGUUGCUAAACUAGCUGGUAUACCUGACUCAAUCAUCAAUAGUGCUUAUAUCAAGUCGACAGAACUAAGAGACGCAAUAGAAGCAGAUUGGCCGAAGAAGUUAAUCAAGAUCAUUAAGCUGUUAAGAGAGACUAAUGAUUCUGAAAUCGAUUUGCUAGAAAUAGAACAGUUAUGUAAUAAUAUAGAUUAA
Messenger RNA from Debaryomyces fabryi, 3087 nucleotides. RefSeq names its product mismatch repair protein (gene MSH3). Gene Ontology annotation, biological process: mismatch repair. Gene Ontology annotation, cellular component: MutSalpha complex; nucleus. Gene Ontology annotation, molecular function: mismatched DNA binding; ATP binding; ATP-dependent DNA damage sensor activity. The record is from RefSeq and is a predicted model, not a curated record. The transcript has a single exon. Bases 1 to 3087 code for a protein of 1028 amino acids. Lineage: Eukaryota; Fungi; Ascomycota; Pichiomycetes; Serinales; Debaryomycetaceae.